Molecule: messenger RNA, 678 nt
Organism: Scylla paramamosain (green mud crab)
Lineage: Eukaryota; Metazoa; Arthropoda; Malacostraca; Decapoda; Portunidae
Product: histone H2B-like
Exons: 1
Coding region: 263-634 (123 amino acids)
Cellular component (GO): nucleosome
Molecular function (GO): structural constituent of chromatin; DNA binding; protein heterodimerization activity
Source: RefSeq, a predicted model, not a curated record
GUAGUAGUAGUAGUAGUUGUUGUUGUUGGUGAUAAAUGAGGAGCGCGAGUACUCUAACCUCGUCGGUAGCUCUGCGAGCAAGUAGUGAAUUUUGGGAAAAACGGCUAUAUAUACGCGAGAUCAGAUCGGCCCAGAGCGCGUCUGGACCAAUCAGGACGCUCGCUGAGGUGGCGACUCCUGAUCCUGAGUAGGCACGCUAAUAUAUAUACCACUUUUCAACUGAGAAAACGCACACUCGUUCUCACAGCAGUACGGCGACACUAUGCCUCACAAAGCAUCAGGAAAGGCUGCCAAGAAAGCUGGCAAGGCACAGAAGGCCAUUGCCAAGGGCGACAAGAAGAAGAAGCGCAGGAGGAAGGAGAGCUACUCCAUCUACAUCUACAAGGUGCUCAAGCAAGUCCACCCAGACACUGGCGUGUCCUCCAAGGCCAUGUCAAUCAUGAACUCGUUCGUGAAUGACAUUUUCGAGCGCAUCGCUGCCGAGGCAUCCCGCCUGGCACACUAUAACAAGCGCUCCACCAUCACCAGCCGGGAAAUCCAGACCGCUGUCCGUCUUCUUCUGCCUGGUGAACUGGCAAAACACGCUGUUUCUGAAGGCACCAAGGCUGUUACCAAGUAUACCUCCUCCAAGUAAACAGGCGGCCAGUAUACUGCUGCCAGUAUAAAAUAAUACCUGGC